Molecule: messenger RNA, 1084 nt
Organism: Fusarium vanettenii 77-13-4
Lineage: Eukaryota; Fungi; Ascomycota; Sordariomycetes; Hypocreales; Nectriaceae
Exons: 2
Coding region: 118-837 (239 amino acids)
Biological process (GO): Golgi vesicle transport
Cellular component (GO): membrane
Source: RefSeq, a predicted model, not a curated record
CGCAUUCGAACAGGCUUCAAGAUUGAAUCUUCUGGCUUCAAUUAAUCCACCUGCUAGAGUCGCCUAGACAUCAUCGCACAUUGACGCUUAUGCGUCUUCACGCCUUGUACCGUUAGGAUGAUGUCCUCCACAAACGAAGAGGACCCCUUCCUCCAGGUCCAACAAGAUGUUCUCACUCAGAUGGCCUCGGCUAGGCCGCUGUUCGCCUCAUAUCUCCGCAUCCGCUCCCUAUCCACAAAUGCCGAUUCUCCUGAACUUGCUUCCGCUCGCUCCGACCUCGAAGCCGCUCUCUCAUCCCUCGCCGACGACCUAGCCGACCUCGUCGCCUCUGUGCAGGCCGUCGAGUCCAACCCCGCGCAGUUUGGUCUCUCUGCACAUGAGGUGACACGUCGCAAGCGUCUCGUCCAGGAGGUCGGCGGCGAGAUUGACGACAUGCACGACGAGCUGGCAAAGAAGGUCGACGCUGUCCGUGGGGGCGACCUACCCGACCCCAACGCGUUCGCCAUCGAUGGCGACGGUGACGAUACGUACGCCGAGUUUGAGCAGCAGCAACAGAUGGAGAUAAUGCGCGAGCAGGAUCAGCACCUGGAUGGUGUGUUCCAGACCGUGGGCAACCUUCGAAGGCAGGCCGACGAUAUGGGUAGGGAGCUGGAGGAGCAGCGCGAGAUGCUCGAAGUUGUCGAUGAAGCGGCUGAUCGUGUGGGUGGCCGACUUCAGACGGGCAUGCAGAAGCUGCAGCAUGUGAUACGCGCGAACGAGGAUCGGUACAGUAGCUGCUGUAUAGCCGUCCUCAUCUUUGUGCUCAUCCUGCUGUUGGUCCUCCUCUUGAUUCUAUAAUACUCGAGUAGAGAAGGGGUAAAGGGGCUGCCCUGACGCAGCACAGCCUUGUCAGAAGCGUUCAUGAUACUUUUACGUUGGGAAAUCGGAGUUUUGGGUGGGAAUUGCAACGACUGCGUACACGCAAUGACCGGAAAUCUUGUUCUUUUUUUCUUUGUCUUGGUUGUAUACUAGAAGGAUAGAUAAAGAGGAGCAGACGUGGCCGUUUGUCUGUUUAAACGGCGUGACAUAAUCCAACAAGUCCGCC